UUGAUUAACACAGAAAGGACUGCGUAUUGCUGACUGGGUAUAUUUCUAAUUGCAUCAUCAAAACAACCACUGUGCCGUCAUCAGGCAUCGAGACAAGUGGAGAAAAAUAAUACUAAGAUGUUGACUAACAUAUGUCGCCAAGCACGAUUUGUGGCAUCACCAAGAGGAUUCGCAAAGACUACCACUUUUCACAGAUGCAAAGAGGACUAUUCGACAGAGAAACCCGUUUCGCUUGUCGGACGUGAUUUUUUGACUUUGCGAGACUUUACUAAGACUGAGAUACAACAGCUACUAUGGACAUCGCUUUGCUUGAAAGAUCGUAUCAAGAAUAAAAAGGAGAUUUUCCAACCAUUGAUAGGAAAAUCGGUGUCCAUGAUUUUUCAAAAGAGGAGCACCAGGACUAGACUGUCGACGGAGUCGGGAAUGGUAUUAUUGGGUGGUCAUGCUGCUUUUCUCGGCCCAUCCGAUGUACAUCUGGGAGUGAAUGAAACCAUCAGAGACAGUGCCAGAGUGUUGUCAAGAAUGACAGAUAUUAUUUUGGCCAGAGUCUAUGCACAUUCUGACGUGGAGGAAUUGGCAGAUGAGGCCAGUGUUCCUGUAAUCAGUGGCCUGUCAGACAUGUUUCAUCCACUGCAGUGUUUAGCCGACUUCGUAACACUUCAGGAGCACUAUGGAUACUUAUAUGGCCUGAAGAUCGCAUACGUUGGUGACGGUAACAACAUUCUCCACUCUCUAAUGUAUGGGUGUGCCAAAUUAGGUAUUGAUCUCAGCAUUGCUACACCAACAGGCUAUGAACCCGAUCCAGACGUCACCCAAGAGGUCAUUAAGAUGUAUAAGCAAAAGAAGACACAGUUUUGUAUGACGUCAGACCCACUAGAAGCAGUUUACAGAGCCGACGUCAUUGUGACAGACACGUGGGUUUCCAUGGGACAAGAAGAAGAAAAAACGAAAAGAUUGAAAGAUUUUGCAGGAUAUCAAAUAGAUCGAAACAUGCUGAAAGAGGCCAACGCCAAUUGGACAUUCCUUCAUUGCCUUCCCCGAAAACAAGAAGAGGUCACAGACGACAUUUUUAACGAUAAAAAUUCUCUUGUUUGGCAGGAAGCUGAGAAUAGAAAAUGGACGGUCAUGGCUGUUAUGCUUCAUGUGUUACAAGAUUACUCCCCACUUUUGCCAAAACCCAAAUUUGUACGAGGAGAAUGAUAUUAGUCUGUUGGUCAUUAUCAAAUUUCGGGAAAUAAUCGAUAUCCGCCCCCAAAGCACACGUCCCAAACAUAUUUCUAUCACCCUCAUACAAACUGGAUAUUGUUGUCGUUGGAGCGCUUUGCAUGUUUUCUUGGGUAACAUUCUUAAAUAUGCAUUUGAUCUGUUUUAGUCAGGGUUUGGAGAAAAUAAUGAACCUAUUUCAUGAAAUAUAACUGAUCUCAUUAAUAUCGUGGAUGUACUAAGCUCUUGUCUUAUAAGAAUCUCACGCUUCUAUAAAUUGCUUUAGAAAUAGGCCUCAGCGCGACCAUCAUAGGUUUAUAUUUAUAUUUAUAUAUUAUGAUGUUAACAUAAACACUAUAUAUAAUAUAUAUACAAUAUAUUUCUUAAAAUGUACGUGCUUCACUUGUAUAUUGUAAAGCAAACCAUUGUGUCUAACUCGUACGUUUCGUGAAAUAUGAAGCGUUGUAAAUAAAAGCCCACUGUAUGUCUUUUUUUAGAACGGUAAAAUUGUACUUAUACAUAAGCAACAAUGAUGAAAACAAAGAGGAUUAGACCCUACACAUUUUUACAUGUAACAAGCAAACGGCACAACUACAAGUAUAAGUUGGUGUGUGUACACACGUUGAUAAAGAGAUCUCAACGGUUUAUGAGAUGUGCUCAGGAAAGAAACAUAAUUGGACACGACUAGAGCGCAUAUCAAUAUCUCACCCUCCCAACUAACAAUCCCAACAAGUUUUGUAUCUCAUUUGUAUACGCCGACAUUUAUAUCCGUUAAAAAGGUGUGAAAAACGAAAGCGAUUAAUUUCUUGAAGCCAGAUCUUUAUCAAGGUUGGUCAACAUCCAAGUUUUCCUUUUGAAUAAGCUGCUGCAUUUCAGCGCUUUUUGUGGCUAUCUUUGUUAAAGAUACAUUAUGGGAGAUUAGAUACUGGUAGUUCUCACUAUAAAAGUUAAAAGUUUGAUACUGUAAAGGGAAUUUGCUGAAAAUUUCAGUCAAAUUGAUCCACUAUGAACUGAAAUUUUAGCGAUUGAAUUUUCGGCCUUGCCUGGAUCAUCAUUACUAAAGUCGGUAGGAUAAAAAAAAACAUAGUCUCGAUUAUCCAUUUCAUGAUUUUAUUAUAUGAAUGGAUGUCGAACAUCACAGGCUAGCGAUGCCAUCGAGAGUUGAUUAUGGUCUGGAUAAGUUAAUUAAUGUCGUCUAAUUAAUAAUUUAGAUAACAUUUCAGGCCUAAAGAAAGACCUGUAAUAGGCAGAUUUAGCUCUUGCAUAAUGUAUGUUUAACUUUAAUUUUCGGCUAGAAUCGAGUGGUUGAAUGUACAUUUUCUGCCCAGUUUGUAUUACAUUGACAUGAUGUUGAGGCGUAAGCCAGAGCCUAUAGAAUAUUUUAACCGGUUAUACCAAAAUAUCAACACAUUUCAAUCAUUUUUAUACCCUCACAUUUUCCAUACUCCUGCAGUGUGUCGUUUGAUUGGCACUUAUCCGACUAAACACUGCAGGACUCCCCCCAAAUUUCUGUUCCAAAUUAUGACUAGUUAACAGUCCGGUCAAUAACCGAUACAUUACAGCGUAAUAAAUCAAUCGGGAUCAAUAAAAGCUCUAUUAUGUUAACAUAAUAGUAUAUAAUGACAAUCUUGGCUACCAUACGUCAUUACGCGAGAAAUUUAUUAUGUUCAAUUAAACAGUGCAUAGGAAACUAGUGCAGAAAUACUAAUUGUGGGACAAACGAGGCUAUUCAAAAUAGCUAAAACCGUAAACAUUUUAUAAUCACCACAAAUUAUUAAUUAAUAUAACUAUUAUAAUAUCAUAUCUUGGGGAACUAUGAACAAGAUAAAAUCUAUUAACAAAUUUAGGCCUAGAUGUUUUGUGCAAAAUUGUCGUAAGUGCAGGAAGUAACCAAAAAGGCACAUUGACCCAAUAAAUAAAAGAUAAAUAGACUCAACCAAAUAUAUUUUAUUAUUAAGAAUUAAUAUAACUAUUAUAAUGAUUAUGACAUCAUACUGUUGAUGACCUCAUAGCCUAUGUGACAUUGAUGUUCUAUCAUGAAAUCAAAUUCAGCUUAUAACAAUCUGGUAAUGAAAAAUGUCACUUACGAAAUUUUUGCUCCAAGAAUUUGGUCAACUUUUCACUUACGACAAUUUUGCACAGACAAGAUUUCCGGUUUCCAUGACAACAUAACGGGCAAAACCAUGCUCAUCUGAAAAGUUGGUCAUCCACUAUCAAUAAUAUAUCGUAACAUGGAAAUCACUUACAAUAUUCUUGCUCCAACCCAACGACAUGUGGAAUCUGUUUAUCAUAUUCGUUGGAUCACACAGCAGACAAACAAUAUUUUCACCAUCACCAUGUUCCGUAGCCUAUUGUAUUUCAACGAACUGGACAGAAAUACGGCUUCCAACAGUUUUUCUUACUUGUGCUUUUUUGAUAAAAUAAUAAUAUUUCAUGGAUUUUCUUCAGAAAAAUGGAUUAUUAUUGUUUUCAUAACAAAGGUACGUGAGCAGUAAUUAAUCCAAACUCAGUGUUUGUUAGUAGGCUUACUGAUUCAAGUACAAUUGUACGGCUGGAUGCAUCGGGAGCAAACAUCGAUACUCGCAUCGGUAAAUUGUGCCGUCGCGGAAGUUCGCUACUGGAACAAAUUCUUUGACUCAAAUCCCCGAUAUAAAUUUUGUUAACAUGAAUAUUUGUACCAACAUUAAAGGACAAUAUUGGUGCCAGUCAUU
This is a messenger RNA of Patella vulgata (common limpet), 3914 nucleotides long. Its product is annotated as ornithine transcarbamylase, mitochondrial. The record is from RefSeq and is a predicted model, not a curated record. Gene Ontology annotation, biological process: L-citrulline biosynthetic process. Gene Ontology annotation, cellular component: mitochondrion. Lineage: Eukaryota; Metazoa; Mollusca; Gastropoda; Patellidae. Bases 118 to 1200 code for a protein of 360 amino acids. Gene Ontology annotation, molecular function: amino acid binding; ornithine carbamoyltransferase activity. The transcript is spliced from 2 exons.